GUGUCAGAAAGCGACUUCACAUCAUAGAAUGUCAUUUUGACAGCUAUUGACAGAUUUGAAAUAUGUUUUUUUUUAUUCUGUCGAUGAAACCAACAGUUCCGUAAUUACAAGUUUGAAUGUAAGUACCAUGUUGUUUGUGUUGCCGGUAAUACAUUUUUAAUAUUGUUUUCGUAGUUUUAUGAUCUAUUACAGCAUUGAAUCAACAUUAAAAUUUGAUGUUGUCCUAAAUAUCCCGAGAUAGCAGUGAAGUAAAGCAUCCACAGUGACCUUAAAUGAUGAAUAUUCUAUAAAAAGGCAGGAAAACGACUAAAACUAAGCUAUUGAAGAAGUUUGAUUGCCACAAUGAAGAAGAAAAAAAAAAUGUUGGCAAUUUCGACAGACUUGUCAUUGUCAAACAAAAAAAUCAAAUGUCAAGUUGAACAGAGACAUUUUGUUUGAAACAGAUUUGUCCUUUUUUUCAGUGUUUGGUGUUGAGUGGUUAGUUCGAGGGUGUUGUAAUUUUAAGAUUUCAUAAAUUAUAACAACUAACACUCACAAUAGCAUAUAGCAGACCAAAGUGUCCUAACAAAAUCCUAUUAAUUGGGUUCGUAAACCGCUUACCGGUUUGGAUCAAUUGUUUUAACUUUUUGAUAUUACAUUCGUCAUCGCCAACGAUCAUUCACAUUCCAUCCACUCCACAGCGAAAACAAGAAAAAGAAAAUGUCCAGCGAUACAGGCAAAAACUUCUCAAACUUGGAGACUCCAGGCUAUGUGGGGUUUGCCAACCUGCCAAACCAGGUGCACCGCAAGUCGGUCAAAAAAGGAUUCGAGUUCACUCUGAUGGUGGUGGGGGAGAGUGGACUGGGAAAAUCAACUCUGGUCAACUCUCUAUUUCUUACUGAUCUCUAUCCAGAACGAGUCAUUCCGGAUGCUACAGAAAAAACAAACCAAACUGUGAAGCUCGACGCCUCCACGGUGGAAAUUGAAGAGCGCGGCGUCAAACUUCGCCUGACUGUGGUCGAUACUCCUGGCUAUGGGGAUGCCAUAGACAACACUGACUGCUUCCGAUCUAUAAUCCAGUACAUCGACGAGCAGUUCGAACGGUUCCUCCGCGACGAGAGCGGCCUCAACCGGCGGAACAUCGUCGACAAUCGCAUCCAUUGCUGUUUUUACUUCAUAUCGCCUUUUGGACAUGGAUUGAAGCCACUUGACAUAGAGUUCAUGAAACAACUCCACAACAAAGUGAACAUUGUCCCCGUUAUCGCGAAGGCUGACUGCUUGACCAAGAAGGAGGUGCAGCGGCUCAAGACCAGGGUUAUGGAAGAAAUUGAGAGGGAAGGCAUCAAGAUAUACCCGCUGCCGGAUUGCGACAGCGACGAGGAUGAGGAUUACAAGGAACAGGUGCGUCAGCUGAAAGCGGCCGUGCCGUUCGCGGUGUGCGGCGCGGGCCAGCAGCUGGAGGUGCGCGGGCGGCGCGUGCGCGGCCGCCUGUACCCCUGGGGCGUGGUGGAGGUGGAGAACCCCGACCACUGCGACUUCAUCAAGCUGCGGACCAUGCUCAUCACCCACAUGCAGGACCUGCAGGAGGUGACUCAGGAAGUGCACUACGAGAACUACCGCUCCGAGAGACUCGCGAGACAGGGACAGGUGCCGAAGCGACACACUUCUACCGAGAGUGGUUUGAGCGAGACCGACUCCAACGGGCACACAAAUGGUUCCACUGAAGACGCGGGCGAACGGGAACGGGCGUUACGCGAGAAGGAAGCGGAAUUGCGUCGUAUGCAAGAAAUGUUGGAGCAGAUGCAGCGACAGAUGCAGCUGCAGGCCGCCAGCACUACAACCGCAUAGUGCACCAUCGACGCACAGUGUGGAUCCAGUGCGACGCUGCAACUUGCCGUCGUCAACUCGAUACUGCGCGUCAUCCCCUACUGCGUUACUUCCAAUUGAUCCACUCACCAACCGCACUGUACGAGCAAUGUACGAGUAUGUAUUAUUAUAUAGAUAACUGAUCGUGCCCAGUUUCAAAUAAACAAAUUUCGAAUGUGUGGGUAGUUGUAAAUGCCAAAAAUUGUGGGAAGAUUUGAAUGUUGAAAUACGAUGGUAAUGAUUUUAUUACUUGGGUUAGGUCAAAUGUUGAAAUAAAAAGAAAUUGUGGAAUGAUAUUGUCCAAAAAUUAUUUAACAGACAAAUCUGAUAGGAUAAGGGAACUGGGCGUAUCAGAAAUAUUAGUAUCAGUAUGUUAGUGUAACAUUCGUAAUAAUUAUAUCAUUUAUAUGACACCUACGUAAGGCAUUAUGUACAGGGCGAUGAUGAGGAAACACAUAAAUUAUUAUAAAUAAAUUUUCCGCUUUGAGAAAUAUGCGAUUUAUUAUAAGAAAUCCAAAUCGGCCUAUGAUUUCAGGAAUUUAUCUACGAACUUUUUGUGAACAUAAAUCCAGCUUAAGUAGUGUAACGAUGAGUUGUAUUGAGUGCCUUGUUUCAAAUAUUUUCGUCCUCUUAACUUCUAUAGAUGUACCUUAUCUUUCGCCCGUACGAUAUGAACGAUUUUCACCAGCACGGAUUUAAUUGUAAGGAUUUGGUUAUGAAAAUUGUAUACUUGAAGUGGAUAUGAAUUUGGAUUACCAAAUUCGCCUCAUGAUUAGACUGACUUUCGAAGUUUAGAAUUUAGUAAGAAUAAGCCACACUGAAAAAGAACAAAUAAGUUAGGAACCUCGUAGUCGCCCUUGGCCUAAGGUACCUUCUCCCCUGUAUGUAUACACUGUAUUACUGGACAGUAUUACCAUUUUUAUAAGUAGCAUCGGCAAUAUUCGGCGGCGCAGAAUAGCGCAUCCUACCGCCGAAUAAAACAGACUGAAAACUCAAUAUAAUAACGACCUUAUUUAUUAUUAGUACCUAACUAAUUUAAAAUCCGAAAACAAAAUGUGUCUCGUUCGUCCUGCUAUCAUUUUCAUAAAAUUCAAAUGAUGGCGCUCGGAUAGGCUCAAAUAUCUAAGUAUAUAAUUUGAGCUUUGAUUUUAAGAUUGAGUGAAUUAUAUAAUUUUGUACGAACAAGAAUUUAACUUUUGCCGAUGUACAUUACAUACAUAUAAUCACGUCUAUAUCUCUUGCGGGGUAGACAGAGCCAACAGUCUUGAAAAGACUGAAAGGCCACAUUCAGCAGUUUGUCUUACAUCGGUACAUUAUGUACAAUACAUCGGUGUAAAUUAUAAAAAUGGUAAAAUUAUUAUACACAGAUUAAAUUUGUUUACUAAUUACAAUGCGAUCCGUGCUUUGGUAGAAAUCAGACUAGUAACUACUUGACAUUAUCUCUAUGACGAAAUAUUUCCUAUAUGAAUAGUCUUAAGAUGCAAUAUUAUAUUAGCUGUAGUUUAAUGUUCCUGCAGUCUUAGAUAUAUUUCUGUAGUAAAUGAAUGAUGUAAUAAAUGGAUGCAAGUAAAUGUGAUGGAUCAGAGCUGUUUACCAUUUUUGAUAAAAAUAAACGUGGUAUGAAACGCGCAAUUAAUACGAAGAAUUUUACUUCUUUUGAUUCAGUAAACAUUAAUAUUUAUUGUGAGUCGAAUUCGUCUAGACAUAAAAUAUUCUGACUUUAGUGCCAUUUAUUGAAAUCUGUGCUGUAACUCUUUAAAAUAUUUCUAUUUGAGCCACAGUUGCUCCUUUAACUAUAAUUAUGGCAAAUCUCAUAGAUUUAAGUUUAAAAUAUGGUUUGGUCAGUAUGGUUGUAGAUCCCAUCUGACUGACAUUGCACCUUGUCAUUGACCAGUGACAUCGGUUUAUUUGUCCUUGAUUUUUUUUUCUUAAACGCUCAUCUCAUUCGAAUAUGAAGGUACAUUGAAGUAACGCAGUUGAGUCUCGAAUUGCUUCAUUAUAUAAUACCUUCAAUGUGUAUUAUAUAAUAUGAUGAAGGAAUUCGAGACUUAUGAUGCAUUAACAGCACGAAUAAUUUAAAUAAUAAUAAAGAAUUGCAAAAAUACAGCACAACAAGAUGUAAUAUUACACCAUUGUGUCUUUGUUUUUCAUUUAUUGCCUCAUAAAAUUUUCAUUUACCAAUUUUACCAUUAUAAUCUAUGUAUGUCAUUAUAGUAUUUAUAAUUUUAAGAUAUUAAUCUCUUGAAAUGGUAUUAUUUUAAAUGACUGAUUGCGUUUUCCAUGAAUUAAGAUUUUUUAUUAUUAUUUUUUACAAGUAUUUAAUCGUAUGUGUCGUGUAUCGAUCUUAAUUGGAUAUGGUUAACUUUGGAAGGCUGAUAUUUUUGGGCUGGAGUUAUAAGGAAUUAUAGCGUAGAUUUUAGAUUGGGACAAGUUGACCGAAGCAAUGUAAGUGUAACACUUUCUAUAUUAUGUCGCAAAGCUAAUCUUAAUAUAUAAAGCAAAUGCUUGUCUGAAGAUUUAAAGUUCGACAAGACUAGGUGAGUAUCUCAUAUAUAUAUGUAUGUGAUACUAUAACUGUUUACUGGAGAUUAUUUUUAAUGACACAUAUUGUUAAUAGUAAGUGUUACCCUUUCAUAUCAUACGAUGAGUAACCUUAUACACACGAACUUGCUUUCUCUUUUACCUUUGAGUGUUGUAUCUUAUAUCUUUUUAUUUCAUACUUGCGCGAUCAAAAAAAUCGUGCAAAUGAGACCUAAAGAUCUUUUAUGUCAUGUAUAAGGUACGCUUGUCUCGUUUGACUAGAUCUAUUCAAAUAAUCGAAUAUUCCAUAUUGGUGCAUUUAUUUUAUUGUAGUCAAGAUGUGGAAUCCUAGUGUUUUCUUAUAUUCUAUGCUUUUGCCUGUUGCCCGCAUAAAUUUUACAAUGAAUAGAUUUUCUUAAAACGAAAGUAAAGGGAACAUGUCUCAUUUUAAAAUUUGAUUGUGCAAUUAAGCGUAGAAUUAAAAGAUUGGUGCCAAAGCUACAUUGAUUUUUAGGACAGUUCUUAAAUUAAUGAAUAAUUUCCUGGCAUAUCUACGAGUAGAUGAUAUAAAUGUACUCUCUAGGUCGUAAUAUGUAACCACUAUAUUUUUAUAAUAAAUAAAUAUAACUAU
Molecule: messenger RNA, 4996 nt
Organism: Amyelois transitella
Lineage: Eukaryota; Metazoa; Arthropoda; Insecta; Lepidoptera; Pyralidae
Gene: Septin1
Product: septin-1
Exons: 11
Coding region: 700-1827 (375 amino acids)
Biological process (GO): regulation of exocytosis; cell division; cytoskeleton-dependent cytokinesis
Cellular component (GO): cell division site; microtubule cytoskeleton; septin ring
Molecular function (GO): molecular adaptor activity; GTPase activity; GTP binding
Source: RefSeq, a predicted model, not a curated record